GCUGUAGGCGAACGUCUGGAAGCUCGGUCGGUCGGUGUCGGUAGUGCCUCAGAGGAACGGUCUUCAGUUAACGGCGGCGCAGCUCAGGUUAAAACGACAUUUGAAUGUUUAAAGUUUAAAGAGCAAGCGAGCUGCGGAAACCGACAGCAGCAGGGGAUCCAGAGCCUCAGGACGGACCGGGGAAGAGGAGUUUAUCCGUUGUGGUCGCUGCCAGCAGCUUUUUCUCUUUCCAGCGGACAGAGACGGAGAGAGUUCCCCGUCCAGAAUUUGUGUUUUUGGAGGACGACCAGCUUCAGUUUCCUGUGUGGGCGGAGUCACGGCGGACGUCUGAGAGAUGUGAAGCUGACGGGCCGGAGGAGCUGUCACUCAAACCAGGACCACGCCCUCGGCACCACCGCCAGCCAAUCAGCACGCAGCCUGGAGGACCAUCAUGCACCUGAAGUCGUAUCCGAAGCUCGUACGUUCGGAGGUUCACCUGGAUGCGCCUGGCGUUCAGACGGCGUCGCAGCGCAGCAGUCUGUUCCUGAGCCAGCAGGGGGGGCUGCUGAGGACCUGCAGCGGUAACCAUGGCAACAUCAGCAGCAGCCGCCUCCCCUUUAGCGUCAUCUCCACGAACACGCUGCGCUGCACCAACGCAACCAACUGCAACAGCGGCGUGACGUCGCUCCGGCUUAAGGCGCCGUCCAACACCGCCCUGCAGCUCCUCCCCCCGACGCCAGGAUGUGAGAACAACUCGCCCGGACUUUACCAAACCACCGCCGAGGACGCCGACGCUCCGCUGGACAUCUGGGCCGUCAUCAAGCCGGGACACGUCCGCGAGAAGAUCGCCAUCUUCGCAUCAGAGGAGGGGCGGGCGGACGGAGCCAGAGCCAGCGAACGCACCUCAACCAGCGGCUCCAGCAGCCGGGACAGAACGCCGGCGGUGUUGGUGAACCACGGCGCCAUGACAGGACUGUCACGGGCCGUGAAGGCAAAGGGCAGCUGGGAGGAAAACUGUAGCGCCAAACGCCGCCGCCGGUCGGGAAGCAACCAGAACCUCCAGCAGGACCAGAGGACCCAGGUUCAGGACACUCAGCAGCUCGCCCUCAAACCGUCGUCAGGAAGCUCGGAUGCUACGCAUCGCUCAGCCGGCGGACGGCAUGACGGCGAGGUGAUGUCAGCCGAGGAGGAGGAGCAGAAGGUGUCAGUGGUGGAGAUCGUGGCGUUCAUGGAGCAGCGGGCGAACGAGCAGCAGCCGGACUCCAAACCUCUGCUUGCUCUCCAGAGGAGCUCCACCACCAUCACGCUGUCCAGAGCUCUGCCCCUUGCGGUCAGGGAGGGGUCGGAGGUCAAGGGGGAGGAGCCAGAGAGCAUCAAGGUGUCAGACAUGGUGGCCAGACUGGAGUCAGAGUGUCUGAGGAGGAGGACAGAGGGAGACCUGUCCAGAAACAACAGUCUGAGGAGGACGGUGGGACGAGUCCUGCUCGCCGCCGCCGAUCACAGCUCCGCCCCCUGCCAGCCAUCACCACCAUCAUCAUCACUGACAUCAUCAGUGGCACCUUCAUCUUCCUCCUCACCGCUGCCUGCGGCUCUGAGCAGGGAGCCGAUCAGCUGUCUUCAAACUGUCAGGGCAGAGAUGCCUGCCUCAGCUCUGACCACGCCCCCCUCUCCAGGUCUGACCACACCCCUAUCAGGUGAGUUGGUGGGCAAGUCUCAGCAGGUGGUGGGAGCUGUCACAGAGACUGUAGCUCCUCGCCCUUCAUCUGAGGAGGCAGAGCCUGUUCCCGGAUUGUUGUUUUUGACUCCAUCUUCUACUGAGACAGACUCAGACCCUCCUGCUGUUUGCCCCUCCUCCAGUAACUCUGCCAGCCAAUCAGAGAAGAAGAGGAGGAGGAGAAAGACUGACAUCGUCCAGACGGAGGAGGUUGUGGGCGUGGCCUCGCCUCUGAUCCGGCGUGCGUCGGCGUCGCAGGACUUCCUGGUGAUGCGUCAGCGGCUGCAGCAGCUGCUGGAGCCGCAGCCCUACCUGGCCGUUCUGCCGCAUCACCUGCUGGUCAAAAUCUUCCUGCUGCUGCCGACGCAGAGUCUCGCCGCGCUCAAGUGCAGCUGCCACUACUUCAAGUUCAUCAUCGAGAACUACGGCGUCCGGCCUGCCGACUCGCUCUGGGUGUCCGACCCACGUUACCGUGACGACCCCUGCAAGCAGUGCAAGAAGCGCUACUGCCGCGGCGACGUGUCACUGUGCCGCUGGCACCACAAGCCGUACUGCCAGGCGCUGCCCUACGGCCCCGGAUACUGGAUGUGUUGCCACGGCGCCCACAGGGACGCGCCCGGCUGCAACGUUGGUCUCCACGACAACCGCUGGGUGCCAGCGUUCCACAGUAUCAACGUGCCGAUUUACAGGAGGAGCCGUAACCAUGACGACUGAGCGUGUGCGUGCUUGCGUGUGUGUGUGUGUGUGUGAACAGAAUUGGGGCUGCAGCAGCUGAUUGUAACAUUGGUGUGCUUUCAGUGAUGCGUACAUCGGUUGCUAGGCAACGGAGGCGACAUCCAAUCAGAACGGUUUCCCUGAACAAAGCUGUGAUCUGCAGGAAGUGUUUCAGAGAGAUUCUGUGGUUCUGUUGAGGUUCAGAAGAAACUGUGGCACACUCAGAAACACUCUCGAGGGUUUGAGUAUUUUUGUGGUUCUGUUGAGGUUAUAUUAAGGUUCAGUAGAAAUUUAGAAACACUUGGCAACACUCUUGACUGAGUGUUUUUAGGGUUCUGUUAAGUUUCAGCAGAAAGUUAGAAACACUCUAAAACACUUGGAAGGAUUUCAGAGUGUUUUUGUGGUUCUGUUGAGACUCAGCAGAAACUUAGAAACGCUUAGAAACACUCAAAACUUGCUGCAGAAACUCAAACACUUUUGAAACACUUGAGUUUCUUUUGAGGUUUAGCAGAAACUCAGAAACACUCGACUGUUUGAGUGUUUUUGAGGUUCUGUUAAGAUUCAGCAGAAUCUUGGAAACACUCUAAAACACUUGCAACGCAUUCAGAGUGUUUCUGUGGUUCUGUUUAGGUUCAGUUCAGGGUUCGGUGGAGGUUAAGCAGAAACUCGUAAACACUCUCGAGCAUUUCCGAGUGGUUUUGAGGUUCUGUUGAGUUUUGGCAGAAACUCAGAAAACUCGGAAACAAUUGCAAAUAUUUCCGAGUUUUCUGAGUUUCUGCUGCACUGUUGAGAUUCAGCAGAACCUCAGAAACACUCCCUGCAGAAACUCGGAGACAUUCAGAAACAUUUGGUUCUGAGUGUUUCUGAAUGUUUCUGAGUUUCUUCCAAACGUCAGCAUCAACGCCCCUUUGAUCUAUCAGUUGUCCAAUCAGGACUCACGCUGAUGGCUGUUCUGUUUGUCGUCACUGCUGUAAAUAUUUAUUGCCCGCUUCAGUUCCCAAAUGUCCAAUCAGCUGCUGUGGCCGCCUGACACCGAAGCAAACAUCAGCUGCUCCCAUGAUGCAACAGUGAGUUGGACUUUUCCUUAAAUUGGUUUGUGAAAUUUAUCGUCAAACAAAGGAAACUGAGGUGUUUUUUUUAAGGAAAAUUCCAUGCAGAGCGGCGCCCCCUGCUGCUCAGAUGCCUCCUCACAGCCUCCAGGGUUUCAGUUUCUAGUUGAGCCUCCGAUUGAUCGUUUAUUGAUCAGCAGGAGGAGGAGGAGGAGGAGGAGGAGGAGUCCCGGCCAGGGCUCUGGUUCUCCCCUCAGACAAAUUAAAACAUUAACCGAUCAGCUGUUUGGCUCAGUUGUCAUGGAAACUGCAUGUUCUUCAUCCAAACAAUAUUUGAAAAUCUGAUCGCUCAAUUAAUUGAUUACACUCCAGCUGCCAAGACGAGAAGAUUUUCCACCUUUUUUUUGACGUUUUAUUCACCAAACGGUUGUUCGAUAAACUAAUCAAUAAUGAAAACGAUCAUUUGGUGAUCAAUAAUUUUAUUGUCUGUACCUUCAGGAUCAAUUAUUAGUAAUAUUGUAUUUUAAUUAGAUAUAUUUUUGUUCAAUUGUGUCGACAGAAUGAAGCUUCUUAAUUUUUUUAGCCGUUUAACGUAAAGUUUUGUACACAAGCGACUUUUGUUAUUGAUUAAUCGGGUUAUUGAUUAGUAGUCUGGUCAAUAAAAUUUAUCAGUAAUGAUGAAAAAAAUAGAAAAUCUUCGUAGAAGCCGGAAACCAAAAUUUUUUGCUGAAAAAUCACCUAAAAGGAUGAUUUCCAGACGUAGGAUGUUGUUUCAGGUGUUUGAGGGGGUGGAGUUACAGUGGGUGUGGCUUUUUGAGAGGAGGCGGAGCUUCAGGAGGCACUCUCUGCUCAGGUAAACUGUGCACCUUGUUUCCAUGUGGACUUGAAUCCUGAGUUUGAGAGAACAGAAUCGUGGCCUUUGAGUCUCGGAGUCGAUGCAAUAAAAUGAGAAACUGGACGAAAAAAAAAUAGAAUCUGAGGAGAAAAAGACGGACGCUGCAGCCGCUUGUUUUUUAACCUGUGUUUGUUUGUGUCUGCCGGCUGUUUGCGUUUUAUUUUCUGUCCGUUCAACAUGUUUUGCUUUAAUAAAGUGCUUUUUCAUCGAGUCUUCAGGUUAAAA
Acanthochromis polyacanthus (spiny chromis) is the source of this 4576-nucleotide messenger RNA. RefSeq names its product F-box protein 34 (gene fbxo34). Gene Ontology annotation, molecular function: protein binding. The coding region runs from base 431 to 2407 and encodes 658 amino acids. The record is from RefSeq and is a predicted model, not a curated record. The transcript has 3 exons. NCBI's taxonomy places the organism in Eukaryota, Metazoa, Chordata, Actinopteri, Pomacentridae.